Trypanosoma grayi is the source of this 294-nucleotide messenger RNA. RefSeq lists its product as hypothetical. The transcript has a single exon. Bases 1 to 294 code for a protein of 97 amino acids. NCBI's taxonomy places the organism in Eukaryota, Euglenozoa, Kinetoplastea, Trypanosomatida, Trypanosomatidae. The record is from RefSeq and is a predicted model, not a curated record.
AUGAAUUUGGGCUCCCUGCCGGCAACGCCAGUGCGUCCCGCGGCUCUGCACCAUGCACUUACGCAUGAUGGCUUUUUCACGAUUGACAGGCGGGUGUUAACGAAUGCAGAUGAAGAAGAAUGGGGGAAAAACGCCGAAAACGCAACUGGCCGUGGUCGGCGAAGCUGCAUCAUGCCGGCUCCGGCAUGCCUGGGUAGUCUUGCUGCCGCCUUGCCCCCUGUUACAGUGAAGGAAUUUGAGUGGGCCGAAGCGGUGCUGGCUGCACGUGAGGCAGAGUGUGGUGCGUCCUUUUAG